AUGGAGCACGUCGAUGCUAUCUUACUGCAGACAAUAUUGAAAGAUUUAACAAAAUUUAGUGGCAGUCAACAGCAACAUGUCAAUGAUUGGCUAUUAACAAUUAAUCAAAAAUUCGAUGCAUGUGAGCCACAACGUCGUAAAUGGGCUGUGGCAUUUCUUUCUGACGAAGCCUUAAAAAAACAAGGUGACACAGAAGAAUUUACCCAAUAUUAUGCAGAUAUGACUAAGCUAUGUACAUACUACAAUCCAGUAAUGUCCAAUAAAGAACGUCUCGAUCGAUUAAAGUUGGGCAUGAACAACUCAUUAUUGAAUAGAUGUUCUGGAAGUAUAUUUACCUCCCCACAAGAACUACUUGCAUAUAUUCAACGUUUCGAACUCGAUCAACAAUUUAUUAAAAUACUCUCGUCUUCAUCUGAUCGCAAAGAUGACAACAUUCGUAAAUUAUCGCCAACAUCAACUUCUCCUCAGCAGUACCCUACAUUUACACGAAUCAAUUCCAUAUUAUCACCAACUCCUUUUCGACAAGGAAAUCGUCGUACUACGAAAAUCUUACGCUGUUAUCAUUGCGGCAAUAGCGAUCAUUUCAUCAGACAUUGUCCGAAACGACCACGAAAAUGUUGCGGAACUAAUCCGUCGCUCGUAUAUAUCAACGUUUACGUAAAUAAUCGACAAACACGUGCACUCAUCGACUCAGGUGCCGCACACUCUUUUAUAACUCAAUCGGCACUUAGUAAAAUUCGUCAUUCACCGUUACUUCCAUCAAAAACGGUCGCGCAUUUAGCCGAUAGUUCUACGCCUUUACAUAUAAUAGGUGAGGUUAAUUUGCAUAUUCGUGCACUUAAAACCGACACUCCCAUCACUGCAUUAGUAGUCAAACAUUUAAACUCUGAUUUUAUCCUUGGAUCUAACUGGUUCGUUGAAACAGGCGCUAGAAUUGAAUACGAUCGUCAUCAAGUUUCUAUUCGUUCGUAUAACGGUCGAUCAUGUAUCCCUUUCGACAAACACAUUGAUACUCUUGCAUUAGAUUUAAAAUUACUUAGCUCGAUUACGAUUCCUCCACGCGAAGCAAAUGUCAUUCAGGCGAAAACAGAUGUUUCUUCUGCAAAUUUAGUAUAUUUUCAUCCAGACACAGACUUUCUACAAUAUAAAUCAGUUUCGAUGAUUCCUGCAAUGGUAAAAGUUACAGAUUAUACUACGGUCAUCAAAAUUUACAACAACAGUGAUCGAACACGAACAUUAUACAAAAACGCAGUAAUAGGACAAAUAACUCAUACGCCUGGCGACGUAGAAAGUUUUUCGAUACCAUCGCCAAUUUCGCCAUCACCACGAGAUAGUUCAACUUUAAAUUCUAUUCGAACUACUACCACAUCCAGAUCAACACAGACACUAUUGCAAAACUGUUCACGUCCAUAUCCCAAAACGGUAGAUCAACGCCGAGAAUUACAAAAAGUAAUACAAGGCAUGAUGACUAAUAAUCAAAUUCGUCCAUCAAAUUCUCCCUGGUCAUCACCUGUAAUACUACAUAAGAAACCAAAUGGUGGAAUACGUUUCUUAGGCGAUUAUCGAAAAUUGAAUUCCGUUACAAAGAAAGAUUCCUUUCCACAACCAACAACUGAGGAAUUAGUACAACGAUUAGGCGAACAUACAUAUUUUACUAAGCUGGACUUGAAAUCUGGCUACUUUCAAAUCCCGAUAGAUGAACAAGACAAGGAGAAAACGGCUUUUAUCACUCAAGAUGGUCUAUGGGAAUUUAAUGUAUUACCUCAAGGUGUUAUGAAUGGUCCACCAACGUUUCAACGAAUCAUGCACAAUUUAAUUGGAAAUGGGCGUUGGGAUUAUGUAGUUGUAUAUCUUGAUGAUAUUUUGAUUUUUUCCAAAACUUUUGAGGAUCACAAACGACACCUAAAUGAAGUUCUGUCUAUAUUAAACCAAGCCAGUUUUCAAGUUAAUCCGGAGAAAUGUACCAUUACAGUUCGCGAAAUUGAAUUUUUAAGUGAUGUUAUUAACAAAGAUCAAAUUAAACCAUCACCAGAAAAAAUUCGAGCUAUUAUUGAAUUAUCACCACCCAAAACUUUAAAUGAAGCUAAUGAAUUUAUUGGAAAACUGAACUGGUACCGCAAGUUUAUUCCACAUUUUGCAGAGAUUGCCGCUCCUAUUCAUAAAGUAACCAAUAAAACGAAGAAAACGAAACAUGAAUUUUACUGA
Messenger RNA from Didymodactylos carnosus, 2205 nucleotides. Lineage: Eukaryota; Metazoa; Rotifera; Eurotatoria; Philodinida; Philodinidae. The record is from the annotation of a GenBank genome assembly.